GCGUCGGCCAUCGGCCAUUGAGCAGCGCAGUGCGUCGUAGCUGCGUUCAGUGCGAUCGCAGACAUUGUGCAAAACGGUUCGCAUAGGCUGCCGAACGCUAAACGCUGGAAUUGGAAUUCAAAUUGAAAUUGAAAUUGAGAUUGGAAGUGCGCGACUAGCCGCAGGAAUUGUGUUAGACCAAUUUGAAAGCAUUGCAGAGGGCAUUAUACCCCACCAGCCGAGGCGCAAAUAGUUGUCCGAAUUACAACAGCUUGUGCUUUAUCAAUUCGUUUUCUUUUUGGAGGCUCGACAUAUCUGCUCUCUCUCUGUGUUUGCCUACUUUUGACAUCAAUUUAAGCAACGAUCAUGGAUAGCGUCAAGUCGUUUUUCGCCAACCCCAACAAAGAGAACAAUCUGAACAAUCAGCAAAAUGGCGUUUUGAGUCGUUGGGCAACCUGGAACGGCAAUAUGCAGGCGCACUCGGAUCCGGGUUCAGUGAACCCGACUAGGAGCGACACCAAUCGUGGCGAAGCCAAACGCAAGGAUAGUGAUAGCUACUUCUAUAUCAUGUGGCGGGCUUGAGGCGAUAUUCCAGCGGCAAGCGAAGCCAUAUGACAUUAGGAUAAGCAUAAUUAGUCUAAAGUUACCUGGAGUGGUUUUUUGAUUAUAUCUAAAAUUAGAGACAUCGGCGCUGUGACAGACGUGUUUUGCCCUGUUGCACAAUCUCCAUAACCGAUGUUUAGUGAUAUUAGCUAUUUAUUUAUAAUUCGUAAUCUGUAAGCUGUAAUUAUAUUUGAUAAUUGUCUGAUCGAGACUGGCCGCUCUCUAACCUAUAUGGAUGCGAUAACAGUUAUCGGCUUGAUUUAUUGGCUGCUCUGCAUGCUCUUAUUUGGACCCAUAAUGUUCUUUGUCUGCGUCUAUUUACCUGAAGUGCCAGUGCGAUAUGUGAAGAGCUUGAGACAGCAAACCUAGGUCUUUUACACCUAACUUAAUUGUCAUAUAUAUAUAUAUAUAUAUGUAGCACAUAGAAUAUACUCUGGGUAUAUUAUAUUUUAUACUGACAUUGAUACUACUGAUGUACUACUAUCGACAAUACAACACAAUAAAAUCAUUCAUGUGGAACAUUCAAGCGACGCGUUCGUUUCA
Drosophila hydei is the source of this 1125-nucleotide messenger RNA. RefSeq lists its product as uncharacterized. Lineage: Eukaryota; Metazoa; Arthropoda; Insecta; Diptera; Drosophilidae. The coding region runs from base 814 to 951 and encodes 45 amino acids. The record is from RefSeq and is a predicted model, not a curated record. The transcript is spliced from 3 exons.